Messenger RNA from Girardinichthys multiradiatus, 2007 nucleotides. RefSeq names its product putative phospholipase B-like 2. Bases 46 to 1740 code for a protein of 564 amino acids. Lineage: Eukaryota; Metazoa; Chordata; Actinopteri; Cyprinodontiformes; Goodeidae. The record is from RefSeq and is a predicted model, not a curated record. Gene Ontology annotation, molecular function: glycerophospholipase activity. Gene Ontology annotation, cellular component: extracellular region. The transcript has 12 exons. Gene Ontology annotation, biological process: phospholipid catabolic process.
ACGUGACGACGGUCGCUCUGUGUCAUAUGACUUUCUGACAGCAACAUGGCGUCGAUGAAUAACAAGAUGUUUGUCCCUAAAAUUCCGCCACAGAUUUUAAGCUUGUUUGGGAUUUUAUUCGGCUUGUGUUGUUCGUCCGUCGGAAGUGAAAUCCAAACGGCCAUUAUAGACAGGCAAAGCGGGCAGCUGUCUAUCGUCGAAGGUUUUCACAAAGAUUUUGUUGCCUGGGCAAACUUCACAGACAACAUCAAAACAUCAGGUUGGUCCUUUUUGGAGAUCACUACCAGCAGUCGGUACAAUGACAGCAUCCAAGCUUAUGCUGCUGGAGCAGUUGAGGCUGCAGUUACAUCUGGGCUCAUUUAUCAACACUGGAUGAAUACACUGAUUGGUUACUGUGGGCCCUUCUUGUCUGAACCUGUUUACUGUGAGCGCCUUAAGGCUUUUAUCUCAGCCAACUUACAGUGGGUUCAGGAGCAAGUGGAGAAGCAGCCGACUUCACCGUACUGGUACCAGGUGCGACUGGCACUGCUACAGCUUAAAGGUCUUGAAGAUGGCUACCAUGACCAGCUGGGCUUUCCUACAGAGCGCUUCUCAAUCAAUCCAUUAGGCUUCAUAUUUUUCCAAAUGGGUGGAGAUCUUGAAGACUUGGAGUCAGCACUGAACAAAUCCAGCCAAACCCGACCCCUUGGUUCUGGUUCCUGCUCUGCACUCAUUAAGCUGCUGCCGAACAAUAAAGAUCUGCUGGUAUCACAUGACACCUGGAACACUUACCAGGCCAUGCUGCGCAUUAUGAAGAAGUACAUCUUUGCCUUCAAAACCUCUCCUUUAGACAAUUAUGCUCUUCCUGGAGGAACUCAGGCCUUCUCAUCAUAUCCUGGAUCCAUCUUUUCUGGAGAUGACUUUUACAUCCUCAGCAGCGGCCUGGUUACACUGGAAACCACCAUUGGCAACAGCAACCCUGCUCUCUGGAAGUUUGUUCAUCCGAAGGGAACAGUAAUGGAAUGGCUGCGAAACAUUGUCGCUAAUCGGUUGGCGACUACAGGCAAGGACUGGGCAGAGAUUUUCAGCAAGUACAACAGUGGAACGUACAACAACCAGUGGAUGAUUGUGGAUUAUAACCACUUUACUCCAGGACAGGCUGACAUUAAAGAGGGCCUCUUUGUUGUGUUGGAGCAGAUUCCGGGACUUAUUGUUUACAGAGAUAAGUCCCAGGAGCUCCUGAAGAAUGGUUACUGGGCUAGUUACAACAUACCUUACUAUGUGGAGAUAUUUAAUGCCAGUGGCUGUAAUAAGCUGGUGGAGGAGUUCGGCCCGUGGUUCUCUCUGGAUCAGAAUCCUCGGGCUCAGAUAUUCAGGAGAAACCAGACUCGUGUUACAGAUUUGGACUCCAUGGUGCGCCUUAUGAGGUAUAAUAACUUUAAAGAAGACCCAUUGUCAAAGUGUGAUGGAUGUGAUCCACCUCAGAAUGGGGAAAACGCGAUCUCAGCCCGUUCGGACCUGAACCCAGCUAAUGGAACAUAUCCAUUUGGUGCCUUAAAGCAGAGAUCGCAUGGAGGAACAGACAUGAAGCUGACGUCCUAUGAAAUGUUCAAAGAGUAUGGCAUGUUAGCAGUCAGUGGGCCAACCUGGGACCAGUUACCACCUUUCCAGUGGAGCACUUCCCCUUAUGAAGACUUGGUCCACAUGGGCCACCCUGAUGUGUGGGAUUUCAACCCUAUAAAAGUCACCUGGGCACCUUGAUUGUUAAAUGUGAGAACUGAGUGCAUGCUCUAGUGUUAUAACAAAGGGAAAUAAUCUUUGUCUUCGUGUGACAUUAAUUUUUUUUCCUGUCUUUGUGUUUUGUUAGUUAACAGACCUCUAUGGCUAUUGAGAGAAUCGCUGAAUAUAAUUUAUGAUAUCACAAUAAUAUUUUGAUUAUGAUUACACUGUUUCAUUCUUGUAAUUUUUUUGAUAAAUGAUUUUUUUUUUUGUUUAAAUAUUUUUUCAAUAAACAAUACCUUGAUUUUA